AAAUGUUUAGGAUGGGUAAAGGUGCAGAUCCCGGAGACCAACAUGUAAAGGUAGCAGUACGAUGCAGACCACUGAAUGAAGAGGAGGCUGCCAAUAAUGCUGCUGAAAUUGUCACUGUCUCCCCAGAACAAGGCACCAUAGUCCUGAGAUCAAAAAAGCGUGUGGAUCCAGAAAAGAGAUUUACUUUUGAUAAUGUAUUUGGACCUGACUCGAAGCAACUUGAUAUCUACAAUAUUUGUGCACGAAAGAUAGUUGACUCAGUAUUGGAAGGCUACAAUGGUACAAUAUUUGCAUAUGGUCAGACAGGUACUGGAAAAACAUUUACCAUGGAAGGUGUACGCUCAAUACCAGAAAAGAAAGGAAUUAUACCCAAUUCAUUUGCACAUAUAUUCGGAGAGAUCAGCAAAGCAGGGGCAGACGUGAAGUUCCUUGUUCGAGUAUCAUAUCUGGAGAUCUACAAUGAGGACAUCUGUGAUCUGUUGUCUAAAGACAUGAAGAAGAAAUUAGAGGUUAAAGAGAGACCUGAUGUUGGCGUUUAUGUUAAAGAUCUUCAUCAAUUUUCUGUAAAAAACGCUCAAGACAUGGACAAGAUUAUGACUGUGGGAAACAAAAACAGGUCGGUUGGUUCCACCAAGAUGAACUCCCACUCUUCAAGAUCUCACGCUAUCUUUACCAUCACCAUUGAGAGGUGUGAUCAAGGUAUAGACGGAAAGGGACAUUUGAGGAUGGGAAAACUUCACCUCGUUGAUUUAGCUGGAUCAGAACGGCAGGCCAAGACUGGAGCUACUGGUAAAAGGUUAAAAGAAGCUACUAAAAUCAACCUUUCUCUUAGCACUCUCGGAAAUGUCAUCUCAGCAUUGGUGGAUGGUAAAAGCACUCAUGUACCGUACAGAGACAGUAAACUAACCAGACUAUUACAAGACAGUUUAGGUGGAAACAGUCGUACUGUUAUGUUGGCGAAUAUCAGUCCUGCAUCGUACAAUGCAGAUGAGACACACGCUACACUACGCUAUGCUAAUCGAGCUAAAAACAUCAAGAACAAAGCUCACAUUAACGAGGAUCCAAAAGAUGCUAUGCUGAGGGAAUUCCAGAAGGAAAUAGAGGCCUUGAAGGCACAACUUGACAGUGCUGGAGGUCCAGGAGAUAUGGUAUCAGGGAGCGAAGAAGAGUAUGUUGAUGAAAAUGGGAAAACUGUGAGGGUGAAAAAGAGGAAAAAGAAGAAAAGUCUGGACGAUGCAGAGAUAGCAGCAAUAAAGGACCAGCUUGAUAAAGAAAAAAAGGAACUUUUGGAAACCACGAACAUGGAGGCUGCUGAAAAAGAUAAGAUAUCUAAGGAACUAGCAUUACGGGAAAAGGAGUUGCAUAAAACUCAGCAAGAAAAGAAAAAACUGGCAGAAAAACUGACCAUGUUAGAAGGAAAACUUAUUGUCGGUGGUGUAGAUUUGCUAGAGAAAGCUAAAGAGCAACAGAUUCUGCUGGAUCAGUCUUUCAAAGAACUAGAAGCUACAACGAAGAAACAAGAGAAAAUUAAAGAGGAAAUCGAAGAAAAAGAGCAAGAAAAGUUAAUUGUUGAAGAGAAGUACGGUAACCUGCAAGAAGAAGCUGCAGGAAAAACCAAGAAACUACAGAAAAUUAAUCAGAUGUACAAGAGCGCUAAAGCAGAGAUAACAGACAUGAAACAAGAGCAUGAGAGGAGGGUUGAGACACUUUUGGACGACAUCAAGCAGCUAACUAAAGAAAUGAGGCUACAAGAGCUCCUUAUCAACUACACCAUUCCACCUGAGUUCCAGGAGCUUAUUGAAAAGCAUAUUCUAUGGAACGAGGAGAUCGGAGAGUGGCAGCUGCAUUAUGUAGCUUACACAGGAAACAACAUGAGGCAACGAACUCCAACUCCCCCUCCGCAAGCUUUCGAGCAAUUCGACAAAGACCUAGACAUGGUGUAUUGGACGUAUGGUGACGUGGCUCCAGCUCCCAAAAAGAAGAGGGAAAAGAAGAAGAGGAAGAAAGGAAGGAAGAAGAAAGUAAUGGAGGAGCAGCUACAGGAGGUGCAGGUGCCAGACAUUGUUCCAGAAUCCAGACCCAGGACUGCUAUGUCGAGAACUAGAUGACAAACGCAAGAAUUGAUGUGAUCGGAUGACGAUCUAUCGCAUAUCGCGUGUCUAGGAGUAAGAAACGGGACUAAAUCGUAAACUAUAUUAAUAUAGACUUACAGAAUGGAUAUCAUUCAUCAAAUUCGUGUAUCUGUAAAUAGUGGUUUAAUUGAAAAUGUGGGGUUGAUAUUAAAGAAAAUCCCUGCAAUAAAAGAAAAUUGUAUUUAACAUUUAUAAUUAUAUACAGGUUUUAGUUCCUUUUUCGUACGUAAGAUUGAAGAUUAAAGACAGCGUCUAAUAGUAAUAGUAAUAAGCAAGUUCAAAGUUCUUAUGAUAUGCAUUAUAAAUUCUCUAACUUUAUCAGGCUUAUUGAAUGUUGAAAGGUAUACAAUAUCAAUAUGUUAAUGCUAAAUGACAUACGGUUACAGACAUCUUGACAGUAUUUGAGUUUUAAAAGCAAUAAUUUCAAAUAUUUAUGUUAUCAG
Bolinopsis microptera is the source of this 2575-nucleotide messenger RNA. RefSeq names its product kinesin-like protein KIF3A. Gene Ontology annotation, cellular component: microtubule associated complex. Gene Ontology annotation, molecular function: ATP binding; microtubule motor activity; microtubule binding. Bases 3 to 2108 code for a protein of 701 amino acids. NCBI's taxonomy places the organism in Eukaryota, Metazoa, Ctenophora, Tentaculata, Lobata, Bolinopsidae. The record is from RefSeq and is a predicted model, not a curated record. Gene Ontology annotation, biological process: spindle elongation; microtubule-based movement; mitotic spindle organization. The transcript has 17 exons.